Molecule: messenger RNA, 869 nt
Organism: Zingiber officinale
Lineage: Eukaryota; Viridiplantae; Streptophyta; Magnoliopsida; Zingiberales; Zingiberaceae
Product: HMG1/2-like protein
Exons: 8
Coding region: 205-672 (155 amino acids)
Source: RefSeq, a predicted model, not a curated record
UCUCCCAUAGAAUCCUGAUCGCCUCAUCUGGGCCGUCGGAUUGCAAUUCCUCUCAUAACCCAAAACCCACCGCCUCCUGACGCCCUUUUAUUAUCCCUCCCUUUUCAAUCUUCGAUCCGCCUUCUCCCAUCGAUCGCUCUCCUUUUGCCUUUUGCUGUUCUUCUGCGCUACCACCGUCGUCAAUCGUUCGAUCAAGUUAUCGCCAUGAAACGGGGGAAAUCGAAGACUGAUGCGCCGAAGAAGGCUGACGCCAAGCUUGCUGUGAGAAAGGGUUCGGAGCGGCCGGCAAAGAAGCCGAAGAAUGCUAAGGCCGAGAAGGAUCCGAACAAACCUAAGCGACCUCCUAGCGCCUUCUUUGUGUUCAUGGAAGAGUUCAGGAAGACGUACAAGGAAAAACAUCCUAACAACAAAUCCGUCGCUGUGGUUGGCAAAGCUGGCGGUGAUAAGUGGAAAACAUUGUCCGAAGAAGAUAAGGCUCCUCAUGUGGCUAAAGCAGCUAAAUUGAAGAUGGAGUACACCAAGAAAUUAGCUACCUACAAUAAAAACCUGUCUGGUGGAGGAAGUCGCGAUGCUGCCGAUGUUGAUGAAGAUGAAUCUGACAAAUCCAAAUCCGAGGUCCAUGAUGACGAGGACGGCGAGGAAGGAAGUGAAGAGGCUGAAGAUGAUGAGUAAUGGAAAAUUGCAAUCAUGACUGGUUUGGACUGGAAGAACGGAACCGAGUUUGGCACAUAAAAUCAAGUAUUUUGUGUGGUUUUUGACUAACAUGUUAGUUUCUGUUUGUUUGCUUGCCUGAUCAUCUCAUGAUGUUAUCUUAUCCUUUGUGCAAAGAAUUGCUAGUUUGAUAAAAUAGAUGUAGUUGAUUGAUGAUA